AUGUACACAUGGAUAUCUUGCCGGAACAGGUCCAGUCUGUCUAUUCCGUCCACUGCGCAAGCAGAACACCGUCAAUUUCGCGUCCAGAUAGCUACCUUCGUUCGCAUCCUUCACCUCGCCCAUCCACCAGCCGUCAGAACGCCUUGUGCCUUCGUUCGAAAAUCUUCACCAUCCAGUCAAGGGAUCUCCACCACGACCAACAAAUCUCAGCACCUCUCAUCGCCCCAUAGCCCUCAGCCGACCGCUCGCUCUGCCCCCCACAAAUCCCAACAGAAACAGGACGACCAGGACGACGACAGCGAGUCGAUAUCGUCUCAGCACCUCAGAAAACGGGACAAGGUUCGCAAUUUUCGAUUUAGCGAUUCCAAGGACAAGGACAAGGACAAGCACCGGGCUAUUGGGGUGUUGCCAAAGACCAGCAGUCGACCUGUCAGCAUUGCUCCCAGAGUCGAUGUCGACAAUGCGGUGGCCAGUCUCAAAGUCAACACUCCCGAUUCGACAACCCAAUUCUCAACCGCGUCGACUACGGCUCGUAUGGAUGUGUUUCCUCAGAACGUGAGCGCACUUGCAAUCAAGAUCACUUUGCCCAAGCCGAACGAGAGGAUCGAUAAUACUUCUCAAUUAGCAUUAUGCUGCAGCAUUCUCCUGGAAUACCUGGCAUCCUCUUUGCCAAGCAGCGAUAAUAUACGCAGGAUUCAGGAUUUCGCCACCGAUGAUGGUUUAUGGCUGAGUGCCCUUAUGUGCCCCGAAAAUCAUUUUCCUGGAGGUCAAGUAGGUUAA
This is a messenger RNA of Gamsiella multidivaricata, 780 nucleotides long. RefSeq lists its product as uncharacterized. The transcript is spliced from 3 exons. Bases 1 to 780 code for a protein of 259 amino acids. Lineage: Eukaryota; Fungi; Mortierellomycota; Mortierellomycetes; Mortierellales; Mortierellaceae. The record is from RefSeq and is a predicted model, not a curated record.